AAAUGAUACAAUCAAAACGAAUUUCAAAUUUGUUUUUGAGAAAAUUACAAACGCAGUAGAUAGACUUCACAAAGGGCCAAAGCAACCAAACUCUUUGACGACUGGCAAGUUCAAGUCUUCGGUCUUCCUACGACCCGCCAUCGUGAAGUAGUAGUCUCUCUCUUACUUAUGAAUAAGGGUUUUGUAUAUGGGCUUGGGCUUUAGUUUGGGCUUUUAAAAGAUUAAUAAAAUGAGAAGUAUGAUAAAUCCGAUUGGUUACGUUUGUGUGACAUGAAAUGAAACGGCUAACUUUCGAUUCCUUAUCCACGAAAUCUAGUUAAUUAUCUAUCUCCCUCCACCAAUGAUGACACACAGUUUCAUCAGGUAGACAAAAUGAUGCAACCCAAUGCAAAACUUUUGUCCCCAUCCGCUAAAUUUCUACCGUCACCUAUAGAGCCACCGCAACACAACCGUAGAACCACCGUAGGAGCACCUCCGUCAUUGGAACGAAACUGCAAAUUAUCGCGACGGAAUCUUAGUAAAUCCUCGUUGCUUCUACUCCUCACCACUCAAACAACUCUGACGCCAUUGCUCGACUUCUCUAAAGCUCAAGCAGAUACAAUUGCUAACCCUAAUCUCACAAAUUGCGAAAACAGAAUUCCGACUAAGAAAGCGUUCAUCGACGUGUCAAUCGACGGCGAACCAAUCGGGAGGAUCAUAAUCGGAUUAUACGGAGACGAUGUACCGGCGGGAACAGCUAGAUUCAGUAGCAUUGUAAGCGGGAAAGCUGGAAUUACUUACCGGAGAAAAGAUUUUGUGAAGAUUAUGCCAGGUUAUGUCCAACACGGCGGAAUUAGAUCGUACGGUGUCGAUGCCGAGCGUGCCACCGCCGCGGUGGGGAGUCUCCAAAACCUAAUUGAAGAGUGGGAGAGAGGGAAGAGAGGAGAGAUAUGUAAUGUAAAUAAGGCGGGAAGCGUUGGAAUCGUGGUGAGAGAUCCGUCGAAACCGCCGCCGAAGACGAAGCUUGUGGCAAGGAAUGGGAAGCUUGUGGUCGAAGAAGAGGUAAUUGCGGUGGGGCCAAACGGAACGGAGUUUGUUAUAACGGCGGUUGAUUCGCCGGAGCUGGAGGAUUCGGUUUUGGUGAUUGGGAAAGUUUUGGAAGGAAUGGGAGUUGUUGAGAAGAUGAGAGAAGUGAAGACUGUGAGGGAUAACACUUCAUCUCCUUAUUUCAGGUAAUAUAUUACUGACCGUUGGAUUUAACUUGUGUUUUUGAGAUCAAGGGUUGUGAUUGUGGUUCUGGUGGUGUGAACAGGGUGGCUAAAGUGAUCGGAGAUAAGAGAGCUGUGGUGGCGGAGAGAGGGUUUAACCGGCCUUAUUCUAAGGUUGUAGUCACCAAUUGUGGUUUGAUCGAGUCACAAACUCUAUGAAUGAGCUCAUUGUUUGUUGGCAACGUUUUUUGUGUGCUAUGCAAGACAACUUAAACUGUUAAGCACAUCAACCACAUGGAAAGAUUGCAGCCAUGGUGGUUUGGUGGAACUACAUUAUCAAUUGAGUAAUUAUAAGCGUGUGAUUGAGAAAUUGUUGUCUUGCGCGGUUAGGCCGGAGCAUAGUCCACAGAAUUGAAUUGCUUGGGCCUUAACUGGAUAUUAAAGAGUGUAAUAAACAAUUUCUACUAUUUCUAUUUGCCC
This is a messenger RNA of Arabidopsis thaliana (thale cress), 1667 nucleotides long. RefSeq names its product Cyclophilin-like peptidyl-prolyl cis-trans isomerase family protein. Gene Ontology annotation, molecular function: peptidyl-prolyl cis-trans isomerase activity. The transcript has 2 exons. The coding region runs from base 373 to 1215 and encodes 280 amino acids. Gene Ontology annotation, cellular component: chloroplast thylakoid. The record is from RefSeq and is marked reviewed. Lineage: Eukaryota; Viridiplantae; Streptophyta; Magnoliopsida; Brassicales; Brassicaceae.